AUGACCCACAGUGACAUCUUCUGGCAACAAGCUCACAAUCCCAGCAGUCUGCGGGCUUCCAGUUCCUCCACCGAAAUGUUGCGACGCAUUUGUGCGCCACGUCCUCAACCACGACAUGAAUCGGCUGAGCACACUCGUCCAGAGGUCCUCCGUCUCAUCAUCAGCUGCCGCACCAGCUCCAUCGGCAGACCCCUUCCCCCCGGGAUUCCCUUCGGUCCAGCUCCGUCGCCUCGCCCUCGAGGAAUUCCGUUUUAUCCUCCGGUGGCGCCGCCAGCUGAGGCGCCCGCCGUGACGAUCCCGGACAGCACCGGGACGUCCCUCGACACGCUGGAGUUCGUGGUCACCGUCGGCUUCGGCACGCCGGCCCAGAAUUACACGCUGAGCAUCGACACCGGCAGCGACGUGUCGUGGAUCCAGUGCCUACCCUGCUCCGGGCACUGCUACAAGCAGCACGACCCUGUCUUCGACCCGACCAAGUCCACCACCUACUCCGCUGUCCCCUGCGCCCACCCGCAGUGCGCGGCCGCCGGCGGGAAGUGCAGCAACGGCACUUGCGUCUACAAGGUCGAGCACUCCCCCGGGUUCGCGUUCGGAUGCGGCCAGACAAACCUCGGUGAGUUCGGCGGCGUUGAUGGGCUGGUCGGCCUCGGCCGCGGCGCGCUGUCGCUGUCCUCGCAAGCCGCCGCGACGUUCGACGCCACCUUCUCGUACUGCCUGCCGUCGUACGACACCUCGCAUGGGUACCUCACCAUCGGCUCCACCACUCCGGCCUCCAACGACAAGGUGCAGUACACGGCGAUGAUACAGAAGAAAGAUUACCCGUCCUUGUACUUCGUGGAGCUCGUCUCCAUCGACAUCGGCGGCUUCAUCUUGCCGGUGCCACCGACGGUGUUCACAAAAGACGGCACGCUCUUCGACUCCGGCACCAUCCUCACCUACCUCCCACCGGAGGCGUACACUUCGCUCCGCGACCGGUUCAAGUUCACCAUGACGCAGUACAAGCCGGCGCCGGCGUACGACUCCCUCGACACGUGCUACGACUUCACGGGCCACAAUGCAAUCUUCCUACCGGCUGUGUCUUUCAAGUUCAGCGACGGCUCCGUGUUCGACCUCAGCCCCGUCGCGAUCUUGAUAUACCCUGAUGACACGGCGCCCGCCACCGGCUGCUUCGCGUUCGUGCCGAGACCUUCGACGAUGCCGUUCAACAUCAUCGGCAACACGCAGCAGCGGGGCACCGAGGUGAUCUACGACGUUGGCGCGGAGAAGAUCGGAUUUGGCCAGUUCGCUUGCUGA
Messenger RNA from Miscanthus lutarioriparius, 1293 nucleotides. Lineage: Eukaryota; Viridiplantae; Streptophyta; Magnoliopsida; Poales; Poaceae. The record is from the annotation of a GenBank genome assembly.